AUAUAAACAGAGAUUGUGAGAAAUUUGCAACUAGUAGUGAUAAUGGCUGAUAUUAUCAUUUCAAUCGUGGCAAAUAGAGUUGCAGCUAUCAUAGAGGAUGAGAUUCGCUACCAAGUAAAUUUGGUGAGAGGCGUUGAGGAGGAGCUUCUAGAUCUUUCUGAGAAGCUCAAUACGAUCAAAACCGUAUUGGAAGAUGCAGAAAAGAGAGGAGUGAAGGAUGAAAGCGUCAAAAAUUGGUUGAAGAAGCUCGAAGAUACGGCCUAUGAUGUGGACGGCAUUUUGGAUGAAUGGAACUAUGCUCUUCUCAAACAUAAGAUGGCUGGAGAUGCUGCUCUUGCUUCUGCUGAGCAAAAGGUAUGCUGCUCCCACACCCCAUCUUCAUGUUUAUGUUUCAACAAAGUUGUUGCUCGUCGUGAUACUGCCAAAAAAAUACAAAAUGUGAAGGCUAAACUUGACGAGAUUUUGAGGGAGAAAGAUGAUUUUAAUUUUGUUAUGCAUCUGCCUUCAAUUGAUCAUAUGCCUAAAUCUGGGCGAGUUCAAACCACAUCUUCGAUUGAACUCGAGAAAGUUAUUGGGGAGGACAUAGAGAGGAAUAAGAAUGAUAUACAGAGGAAGUUGAUGCUUAAUGGUGAUUCCCAAAUUCUAUCCAUAGUUGGGAUGGGCGGAAUUGGAAAGUCAACUCUUGCUCAGCUUGUAUUUAACGAUAUUCAAACUCAAGUCAUGGAAGAUGGCUUUGAAUUAAGAAUUUGGAUAUGUGUUUCCGAUCCCUUUGAUGUGGCUGCAAUUGCAAGAGGAAUUGUUGAGAGUGUGGGAAUAGAAACCAUUCCUCCAAAUACCAAUCAAUUGGAAUUGGUACUACAAAAGCUUAGAGAUUGUAUUUCAGAUAAGAAGUUCCUUCUUGUCCUUGAUGAUGUUUGGACACAAGACUACAACAAAUGGGAACCCCUCAAAAUCAAUCUCAAAUAUGGUGCACCAGGUAGUAAGAUUUUGGUGACAACGAGAAAUGAAAGGGUAGCUAAGAUGAUGGGCACUUUCGACGACGACAUCUACCGCCCACAAGAGCUAAGUGAUGAAGAGUGUUGGUCAUUAAUGCGUCGCAUAUUCCUUUCAGGAAGGAGUGAGGAGGAAUGUAGAGAUUUUGAGGAUGUUGGGAAGAAAAUAGCUAAGAAAUGCAAGGGAUUGCCUCUUGCUGCAAAUGUUUUGGGAAGUCUUUUGCAAUUCAAGACAAAUUUGGAAGAGUGGGAAAAUAUAUUGGAGAGUGAAAUAUGGCAACUGAAGGAGGCAGAAUUGGAGCUUUUUCCUCAUUUGCUUUUAAGCUACAAUGAAUUGUCCCCAGCUCUUAAGCGUUGUUUUUCAUAUUGUGCCGUCUAUCCUAAAGAUUCCAAAAUUAAUGUUGAGAGUAUGAUAGAACAAUGGAUGGCACUAGGUUAUUUGGGGUCUGUUACUGGAAAUACGGUGGAACUUACAGGGAGAGAUCACUUCAACAAUUUGGCAAUGCGUUGUUUGUUUCAAGACUUUGAGAAAAGUGGUGAGUUGGGGGAGCAUGUAGAAUGGUGUAAAAUGCAUGAUAUAGUACAUGAUUUUGCUCAAUUUCUUAUGAAGAAGAAUGAGAGAGCUGAAAUGAGAAAGAGAUGUUGCCAAGUUUGUGAUCCUUUUUUGGUUUCUCAGGUCAAGGGAAAUCGUAGUUUAUCCUGGGACAAGAGAACUCCUCGUGAUCUUUGUGAUUGUCUUACAAGUGUUAGGGUGUUUAGAUCGAAUGAGGUACUGCAUCGUCCUCCCCCACAAGGAAUGAAAAAGUUGAUUCAAUUAAGAUGGUUGGAUUUAAGCCAUGGUAUAUUGUCCCAGGAAGACCUCAAAAGCUUAUGUAAGCUUUAUUUCUUGCAGACUCUCUUAUUAGCAGACUGCUGGCUAGAAGAGAUUACGGCUGAAAUUGAGAAUUUGGUCCACUUGAGACAUCUUGACUUAAGUGACAACAAAAGAUUGAAGGAGUUACCAGAGAGCAUGUGUAGUUUGCCUGAAUUGCAAAUCUUGAAUAUUGAAGGCUGCAAAGAUCUCUAUAGACUUCCCGAAGAGAUCCAUAGGCUCCAAAACCUCCAACACCUUCUUAUAAAGGUCAUUCCUGCAAGCUAUUGUUUCCCUGAAGGAGUAGGUCAGCUGCGUGGUAUCCGCACAUUGAAAUUGGAUUGGUUCCAUGGAGGAAGUGUUUAUAACAACAAGUUGGGAUUGUUGAAAAACUUAAACCGUCUCACUGGAUCUCUGAAACUGAAUAUCCACUUCACUAGUAUGAGUGAUUUGGAAGAGCUGGUUGCGGAUGCUGGAGAAGCUGAAUUAAGGAACAAGAUACACAUUCAUACACUCCAUUUUCAUUUCGAAGAUGAUAUGGAUGAAAGCGAGCGGUCAUCAUCAUCAGCAGCAGCAGCAUCGCCAUUAUGGUUGGAGGUAAUAGAAGCUCUGGAGCCUUAUCACAAGCUGAAUCUUCUUAAAAUCUGGGGAUAUAAGGGGUCCAGACUUCCGCAUUGGAUGUCAUCACCCCUCAACUUAGUAAAACAGAUUUAUCUCUUUGGAUUCAAUGAGGUGCGUUCGUUGCCACCUAUGGGAAAACUACCUUUCUUGGAAGUUCUCUAUCUGAAGAGAAUGAAGGAAUUGAAGGUGGUGGGACGGGAGUUUUUGGGGAUAGAAUCUUCAUCUUCUUCAUCAACGUCUGGUCAUGUUGUUGCCUUUCCUCAACUCAAGCGACUGGAAUUCUAUAACUGCCAUGAAUGGGAAGAGUGGGAGGACAUAACGGCCGAAGAUGAAGAAUCUGCUGAUGUCUCCGUCAUGCCAUGUCUCACGCGUUUGUGUAUCAAUUGGUGUGAGGCUUUGAAGAAGCUGCCGCAUCGCCUCCUACGUAAGGCUUCCUCUUUGCGAUUCUUGAAUCACUACCAAUCAUCGGAGCUAGUAAAAAGAUACAGCGACAAGGAAGGUUCGGCUUGGAGAUCUCUAUCCCAAUAUAAUCCCAAACUUCGUAUCUCGUCUCUCGUCUGACUAAUGCAAAUUUAUGUGUUGCUUUUCUUUCCAAAUGUUGUUUUCUAUUGUCCCCUCUACAACUCUUUUUAUGAUUAUGUUUCCACUACACAGAAAUGUAAAUUGUGGGAUUUCAACAUCCCAAAAUUCAGAAAUGUAAUUACUGUGUUUUGUGA
Salvia miltiorrhiza (redroot sage) is the source of this 3179-nucleotide messenger RNA. RefSeq names its product putative disease resistance protein RGA4. Gene Ontology annotation, molecular function: protein binding; ADP binding. NCBI's taxonomy places the organism in Eukaryota, Viridiplantae, Streptophyta, Magnoliopsida, Lamiales, Lamiaceae. The transcript has a single exon. The record is from RefSeq and is a predicted model, not a curated record. Gene Ontology annotation, biological process: defense response to other organism. Bases 43 to 3024 code for a protein of 993 amino acids.